AUGUGUACGCAUGAGAUAUGGACGUACGGGGAAUGCGGCUGCCGUGUCGAUCACCACAUUCCAUGCACUGAGGCAAGAUACCGCGAUGCCGUUUUAUCCCAGUGCAAGCAGCAUCUACCAUCACGAGUCAGUAGCGAAAAUGGCGCUCCUGAGAACGACCUGGUGUCGCCGCUGGCACGACUGGCGCAGCGAACUGCUGCCGCUUCAGAGCAGUCCUUCCGAUCAUGCUCAAUCAACCGCACUGUAAAUAAGAGCUUUCUGGAGCCGAUCUGUGAGGAGUGUCUGUUAGAAGAGCUGCACCAGGACGAAGUGACGGGCUCGACUGAAGACAGAGGAAGACCCGCUGCACCGCAAGGCCUGGUAUGGGACAGUAAUGUCAAGAUUGAGGUCAACGGCGUGCAUUCGGAGCCACAGUCAGGAUCGCCUGCCCCACAACAGCCACCAAGCGACACCAAGAUACUCGAAAGCCAUGUCGAAGUCCGCAUCUCAGACGCUGGCACAGAGCGCACAGAGGCCUCCGUGGCAGAACGAGAGGCAAAAGAGCACGACUCAGCUCCGACGCCCUUCUCCAAUGGCGAUGCCGACUCAGAGUCGUCAGUGCCAGACACCUCCUUCCGCGGAAGAGCUCGCUCGCGAACGAAACAGCUUCGACGGAUGGCGAUGGACGUGUCAAGAGAAGAUAUCGGGCUGCGCGUUUCGUCUCGGCUGCCCUCUUUUCAGCGCCACAGUUUGCAGAACUUCAAGAAUGAACUGCAGCGUGAUGUGAGACAUGUUGAGACGUCAGAAGCGAGUCCUGGCAAAGGCAAGAGUGCGAAGCCAGUACGAAACCUGAUUCAGCGAUUCGUAGAUGCGCAGGAAGAAACAUGGAAGAAGUCGAGAUGUGCCAUGGCCGGCUUGAGGGGAAAGAUGGGUCGCAAGGAAAGAAGCACGGACGCGACACCGACAUCCUCAGAGGCGAACUCGUCUGCGACAGUGAAGGAAGGAGCCACCAACAGCGCUGCGUCACCAACAAGAGUAGUCACGAAUCAGUCUGCAUCAUCUGCAGAAAGCAGAGAUGUUUCUUCCAGCGACCGAAGCGACAGCAACGGCAGCGUACCGCCAGAGAACUUCUAUCUCCACCCGGACGAUCCAUUCCAUCCAAAUGUAGGUCAAAAGCCUCAUCAAGCAGUGUGGAACCAUUCAGAGUCUUCCGUACACUCUUGGAAGGACCAUCUCUCCGUGGAUCUGACGACUAAACGCUCCCGUAAGCGUCCUGGCUUCGUUUCCGAUUCUGGCCAUGGCGGCCGGCCCAAAGUCAUCACCCAUCCGACAGAGCACAACUUUUCCACAUCAACGACUUCUACAGCUGUGUCCUCUAGGAACUGGACGACCACUAUCCCUUCCGGCUCCUCGAACUCCUUCUCGCACCAGUCUUACGAAUACUCCACAGCCAACGAAGAUGACGCCCUCUAUUGUGACCUUCGAGAUGAGCAGAAGCGGCGAUUGCUUUCGGCUUCGAGCAGUGUGCCAUCCUUUCCGACUACAACAAAUUCGGAUCGUUCAGUCAGAGAACUUUCGGAUCCGCUGCAGAGGCGGAGACUUGCAUCACUGGUAGCUUCGGAGGACUUCGAGGAGCCAACGGCAAACGGCUAUACGAUGCAAGCACUCAACGGCAUUGAGGAGGAGAUGGCCAUGGUCGGACUGAUCGACAACCCUUGGAACACGAGAACAAGAUCUACAAGCACAAUGGAGGACCUCCCUGAUACGCCCACAAAGGUCUCCCGGCAGAGAACCAAAUCGAAUGGGAAUCUACAAGUCCAGACACCGCCCAAUAGUAACAUCGGUGCCAGUUUGAAUGGCAACACGCCAGUGACAGCCGUUCGCGGCACGCAAGCCACAAGCACCGCACGGCAGCGUACAAUGUCCAACGAGUCAAUAUCUAGCUUCGCUUCACGCGUCCAGGCUGCCGCUUCCACCAGGAAUGGCCAUUCAUCACCGGUGGGUCAACAGACACACCACCUCUCCGCGAUAUCAGCAUGCCAGACAUUCGCACUAAAAUCGUCUUCUACAUCCCGCUCGCCAAAUGAAGACGAAAGCAGCACGGCGCAGCAGUAUGCCCUUGCAGGUCGGUCCUCUCCAUCUCCAACGCCCUCGCCUGUAACGCCUGCCGCUGGAGUGAUGAGCAGUAAUGCUUUGGCACUUCACAGCUUGUCGACGCCAUUCCAUCAUAGCCUGCAACCGCGAUCACCGGGUUUCGGUGUGGGUAGUAUUGGCGCUGUGCUGGAUAGUGCUGGUUCUGAUACUACGAGGACGAACGAGGAUCUCGCGAGCUCUGAUCCGAACAGAACCCACAGCGUUGAUAACACUGCCAUACGACCGCUGCCAAGCACGCCAGCAAUGAAGCAGAAUGGGACACGCACGCCAGAGAUGGAACAAAUAUCCACACUCACCCUAAACACCACAAGUCCGACGUGUCUCUUCUCGUGUGUUUGGCUGAGAGAGCUGUGUCCCGGGCCAGUAUCGGCCCAUGGCAGCCCUUCCCUGACGCCUGUCAAUGGAGAGUCCCUGCGCUGUGGACGCCUGCUGACGGGCUGGAAAGUCCGCAGCUGUUUGUGUCAUGCUGAUGGGAUUGUGAGGUUUGCCGUCACAGACACUGAUGCCAAGAGCGACGAUGGCGCUUUCGACCAGGAAGAGAAAGAGAACGAGCCUCCAUCCGCAACGCUACGGCAAAUUUACGACAAUUCUGGCAACGACGACGGCACCGGCGAAGUCAUUGACCAACAUCGCUUGGCAGAUACAUUGGAGCGAGAGUGCAGGAGUGUAGCGCCCGUCGUUCGAUAUGUGGUUGGGAGAGAGCUGUGCGAGGGCUGUAUUCUACGAAGUGGUGUCACUUUGAGGUAUUAG
This is a messenger RNA of Cyphellophora attinorum, 2883 nucleotides long. RefSeq lists its product as uncharacterized. The transcript has a single exon. The record is from RefSeq and is a predicted model, not a curated record. The coding region runs from base 1 to 2883 and encodes 960 amino acids. NCBI's taxonomy places the organism in Eukaryota, Fungi, Ascomycota, Eurotiomycetes, Chaetothyriales, Cyphellophoraceae.